UUGUUGAAUUUUAGUUUUGCGACGUAAUAUGUCGAGCUAAUAUGAGAGUGGAUUUUGCAAUAGCUUCAAUUUAGCCUGAGCUGCUGCUUACAUUUAUUUAAAAAUCAAAACUAUUGUAGGUAGUAAAGCCUUGAACUAAGUAUACUAAAGUAGUCCCUUUGUCAGUUUUGUCAUUUAUUCUGUUAGUUAACUUUUCAGUGCUGUAAAGUUAUCAAGUACAUUUACUCAAGCACUGUAUUAAAGAAAAUGAAAUACUCUGCCUGAGUAUUUUCAUGUUGUGCUACUCUGUAAUUUCACUCUUCUACAUUUUGGAGGCAAAUGUCUAAUGUUUUUACAGAUUUGGUUACUUUGCAGACUUAGAUUGCUAAUGCACAAUAUUAAUUAACUAAUACAUUAUUAUAUUUUGCUACCCAGUAGUAUUCAAAGUAAAUUAAAUAAACCCCACCUUUGCCAAAUGUAUCAUUGACGUGAUGAACACAUUAAUGCAUCAAUAACUAUAGUACAAUAAAGAAAAACAUAUGGUGCAUAAAUGGGCCAUCCUGCAUAAGGAGUACUUUUACCUUUUGGUUCUUUAAGUAUAUUUUGAUGCCUGUACAAUUUUUUUAAUGCAUUACUUUUACUUGUAAGUGAGUAUUUUUUAUUUAGUAUUGCUAUCUUACUUAACUUAACAAUUUGAUUACUUCUUUCAUCACUGCUUUCGAUAUGUGUAACUUGAAAUUGUGUAUUCACUGUAACUGGUUAAGUAAGUCAACAGUUGGGAAGUUGUCAGUCUGUGGUUUUGUACUCUGCUUGUGAAGUUGCUGUAACGUAGCUUGCAUUAUAUCUUAUAUUAAUUUCCUCUCCACCCUAACACUGUUGACACUUCAGUUUUUACUUAAUACUGUUUACACUGAUUAAAUCUUGCCUAGGCGGCUUUCUGUUGAAACACACGUGACAGCUGUUGUGGUGAAUAUUUAACCCCUAGAUUAGGUAUUUUGACUGACGUGUGCCUUAUCAGUUCUAAACAGUUCUCUAUUGGAAGUGGAACAUUAAUUGUCUGAAGCACUGGCCUAAAUGGUGUAUCUUUACAUGGAACAAUGAUUGUGAUUUGCCUGACGUGACGACAAUAAUGCCUGCGAACCCCCUGCAUCAACGCCCAGUCUGCAUUGGUGAUUUGGUGAUAGACAUCUUGCAACCAAAGCACCUUUCUAAAAAUCCCUGACUGCCUGUGUGGGCGUCAGCUUCCUUCUAGUUUUACUUCCUGUCAUUUGCUGUUGCUCAGCCUUUUCUCAUCUUCUCUGACGGGGUGGGGUGGGGGGGGGGCAGGAUGCCUUUGGUUUUAAAAGAAACUUCUGCUGCUGUACGUGUAUAAUGCAAGCAUAUAACCUGCUGGAGUUUACUAGAGGGAGGCACUGAAUCCCACUCUAGGAAUGCUUUGCAGUGGACUUUGAACACCGACCUCUGCAGAUACAGUGAGCUGAAAAAAGAAAUCUCCCUGCAGGUAUAAAGCAAUUGUCCCCCUAUCAAUUUAUUGGUGCAUCCACACCCAAAUAAAGACCUUUAGCCUCACACCGGGCCUCUGCAGCUCCCUUCCCCUUUGCUAUCCCCAGUACCAUGCUGGGUACAUUCCUGCGGAGGAACAUGUCUCAGAAGCUGAGUGUGCUGCUGAUGGUAUUCGGCCUGGCGUGGGGACUUAUGCUGUUACGCUACACUGUGCAGCAGCCACGCCAUCAGAGCAGCGCCCAGUUACGUGAGCAGAUCCUGGAGCUCAGCCGACGAUAUGUCAAGGUGCUGACAGAGGAGAACCAGAAUGCACCAGGAGGGCCGCAGGGAACCUCCAUGGCUGGUUAUGCUGAUCUGAAGAGGACUAUCGCUGUGCUACUGGACGACAUUUUGACACGGCUGAUCAAACUUGAGGGGAAAAUUGACUUGGCGGUCAAUUCCUCUUCCACUAACACCUCCCACACAGCAGGGGGCAUACUUGACUCUGCGGCCGCCGCCCUACAGAAGUCCUCAAAGCUGGAGUCACCUGGCAGCCACCCAGGGAGGUCCCGCCUUCACCCACACAUCCCUAAUAGGCCUCGGCCACACCAAGGAGCAUAGUUUUGAAAGACGUAUUGAUUUUGUUAUUUUUAGCACAUCCCACUUUUCCAGCUUUUAUCACUGAUGUUACCGCAUCAGACCAACGAAAAGCAAUAGAGAGACAUACGGACAUCCGGAAAAAUAAAAUGCAGGAUGCUUCAUUAGAAAUGUUCAGCCAACUCAGAAUGAAGAAGGAGGACUUCUUAAGGCUCUGUACUAUCAUAUGCUGAUAUUUAUUUAUUUUUAUAUUCUCAUUGCUGAUUUGUUUUGGCUUAGAUCUUUAGCAUUUUUUUCAAUAAUGCCAUAUCUGAAUCCUAUGACUGUUCACGCAAAACAAAGGGGAAUAAAUACUCUUGGAACUGAACCAGAUUCACAUAUGCUUUAUCAUAAAAGUGGCUUGAAAUACUCCCCUAUCUACAUUGUAAUCUAUUUUACAAUACUGCUUAAAUAUAUCUAAAUGCUGAACCAGUACACUCAUGAUAGUUAGGAAUAGCUGUAUUGUCAGUUUAGCUGGUGCUGUUGUUAAUUACUAUAGAAGGAAGAUUCUACUUAUAACUUACUCAUAGUCUUAAGAAUAAUUAAUAGUUUGCCUGUAAGAGAUAAUCCAAAGAAUGUUAUUUGCACUCCAUCUGCAGGUGGGAUAGUUGUGUAUUUACAAUUGCUGCAAGACAGUUUGAGUUUUAUGCAGAAUUUAAAUGGAUGAUGCCUAUUUUGCCACUGUAAACAUGAGUGUGACAUGUCUUAUUGAAAUCCUAUGGUUCCCUUGCCCGGUGUUGAGAAAUGUUUAAACUAAGGUGUGUAGCAGAUUGAAUGUACUGUGUAGUCAGUAUUUAGCCCUUUAGUGCUGUUAAGAUGACUGACAUACUGCUUACACAUGUUCAGGGUUCAUGUUGCACUGUGACAAGACUGUUUUCUAAAAAUACUGGGCUCGCCCAACAUUGACUUGAUGGAUAUUUUAGGAUGUGAGAGCUCUUCAAUAUUCCUUCUUCUGAAUAUGGUUUCCAUGAUACCAAUAAACUCUGGUGCCUACCCAGAGGAAAUGGAUCUUUGCACAUCAUGGAGCUCAUUAACAUGAUGGGUCUGGGAACGAAUAAAGACAAUACUUUCAUCGAUACUGCUUUGGGAUUGUAUGAGACAAAGUCAAUGUUGGUGAUACUAUAGGAGGAGGAAAUGUAUCACAAUGUUGCUUUCACAUUACAGAUGAUAUAAAUCAAGGCCUUUAGACUGGAUUGUCCAACUGUGGUAUGACUCUUUCUGCAUUGUGUGAUGCCAUAAAUGUACUUUGCUUCAUAAUGCAUAAGUUGAAAGAUGUUGAGCCAGUGAGCUGCUGUGAGAUGACUUCAUUAAUAAAUUGACUUUAUGGAAAGAAA
Molecule: messenger RNA, 3431 nt
Organism: Eleginops maclovinus (Patagonian blennie)
Lineage: Eukaryota; Metazoa; Chordata; Actinopteri; Perciformes; Eleginopidae
Gene: ccdc126
Product: coiled-coil domain containing 126
Exons: 3
Coding region: 1594-2082 (162 amino acids)
Cellular component (GO): membrane
Source: RefSeq, a predicted model, not a curated record